AGGCCGGCGUGUGGCGUCCGGGUUGUGAUAGUGCGCGGAUGAAUGAUUCGACAAUAAAGUGCAAUUGAUCAUAAAUCUUCCAGUGCAUCUCUACCCCACCACCCCCCGCGACAAUCAAUUCACUACACUACUCUACCACCUAUACCCUCGCCAAAAUCCCACCCAAGAAGACAAAAAAUCACGUCCCCCACCUUCUCCUCAACAUGUGCCAAGAGAUGACUUCUCUCCCCGAAUUCGUGACUAACGUUCGAUGAUCCAGAGCCGCCCACACGAAAAAUUCGACACGCGGGAAAAAUCCCUGAGUUUGCGACAGGUUGGCAGAGGCUCGGGAUAAAAAACACCGCGGUAUUCACGGGAAAAACCAUUCCUCCCCUCUCCUCCCUCUCCUCACCCCCCUUCAGCAGUUGAUAAAAAAUGCACGAGUGAUCGAGAAAGGAAUGAAAAGUGAUGAUGAAGAAGAAGAACGAGUCUAUCCGCUCUAUUUCUGUAUAUUGUCGUGCUCUCGUGCACGUAUUUUACCCAGUGCGUCGGCCGGCACAGCUGAGGAGAGAGUGAAGUCCGCGCUCAACGAUGUGCAUUGACGUUAAAAUAGAAUGGCACGCACAUCCAAAAAACCAUCCAAAAAAAUAUCAGCAACUAGUGCCUUGUUAGCAUCAUUAUCCCACCCCAAUGGCUAUACUUUUAUCCCAGUCCGUGAGUUUGUUUCCCUCCCAACGCGCCAUCUCCAAUGAUUUGUUUGUCUUGGAGCUUUGUCCAAUAAAUACAGCAGCAACUCGAGCUAUAAUGAUUUCCACUCCGUUAUUAAUUUUGUUUAAUUGAUUGUGGAAUACUCGAAUUGAAAUAGGGGGAAGAAAGUAGAGACUGGGUUGGAGUGAGGAAAGGAUCUGGUAUCGGAGUUGGAUGACUCGUGGUGAGCAACAGGUGGAUUGGAUUCGGUGGCUCCUCUGCGCGUCACGAAUGAGGGAAAACGGGGGUGUGACGUUGAACGUCGGAGUGACGGUGACAAGGGGUAGAAGGUCACGACGGGAUGGCAUUAUCCCCGGGUUGAGUGUUACAGUGCAUCGGGGAUUUCAGGAAGCUACAGGGUGACCGAUUGAGAUGCUCAGGACUGCAGCAACUGCACAAGCUGGCAACAAUAAUACAUCAGGAAAAUACAUCAGGGGAGCAAUGCAAUGCUCCUGGCCUUGGGGUGAUGCAGAGGAAUUGAUGGGAUACGGAAAAUAUCGGGGAUUUCAGAUGAACGUUUCGGUCAACAUUCUGUUAAAAAAAAAAUCAACAAAACCCAAGUCUGAGAGCCAAAUGACUGAGUCAGUGAUAAUUACAUCUCUCAGGACUAUCGAGUGAAUGAGUUAUCACGUCGUGGUAAUUUUCAUAAAAAAAUGUUGGACAUAUUCCGCGGCCUGAAGAGCCUGAUAAAGAUCUCACACAUUCACAUUGACACUGCUGUCUUCAGACUCCACUACAGUCUGACGGUUAUUUUACUCAUUGCUUUUUCACUCAUUGUCACGACGAGACAGUACGUUGGCAAUCCGAUUGAUUGCAUUCACAGCAAGGAUUUGCCUGAGGAUGUUUUGAAUACUUACUGCUGGAUUCACAGCACUUACACGAUAACAUCGGCGUACAAGAAGAAGGAGGGCUCCGAGGUGCCAUUUCCAGGUGUUGCUAAUUCCAAAUUGUAUCCGGAGAGCGAGAGGAAGGAGUACCGAUACUAUCAGUGGGUGUGCUUCAUGCUAUUUCUUCAGGCAAUACUGUUUUAUACACCGAGAUGGUUGUGGAAGGGCUGGGAGGGCGGCAAGAUUCACGCCCUGAUGAUGGACCUCGACAUCGGUCUUUGCUCCGAGGUCGAGAAGAAGCAGAAGAAGAAAAUGCUUCUCGAUUAUCUGUGGGAAAAUCUACGCUACCACAACUGGUGGGCCUACAGAUAUUAUCUCUGCGAAGUGCUUGCCUUGCUGAACGUCGUCGGUCAGAUGUUCCUCAUGAAUCGGUUCUUCGACGGUGCGUUCCUCACGUUUGGCAUCGACGUCUUGAGGUUCAUCGAGUCGGAUCAAGAGGAUCGAAUAGAUCCGAUGAUCUACGUUUUCCCGAGGAUGACCAAAUGCACGUUCUACAAGUACGGAGUGAGCGGAGAAGUGGAGAGACACGAUGCUGUUUGCAUACUUCCGUUGAAUGUUGUCAACGAGAAGAUUUAUGUGUUCCUGUGGUUCUGGUUCCUCUUUCUUGGGAUUCUCAGCCUAGUGACUGUUUUGUACAGAAUUGUCAUAAUAUUUUCCCCUCGCACCAGAGUAUAUCUCCUCCGCCUCCGAUUUCGCCUCGUUCGAAGGGACGCAGUAGAGACGAUAGUCCGACGGAGCAAAGUGGGGGACUGGUUCCUCCUCUACAUGCUCGGCGAAAAUUUGGACACCGUCAUCUAUCGAGACGUGAUGCACGAGCUGGCCAACAAAUUGGCUACGAGGCAUCAACACGGUGUACCCGGUACAAAAGGAGAUCUACAAGAGGCCUGAUGCAGAUUCCUGUCCCCCCUCUCAAGAACUCAGCGCCAGUAUCAUGCACAUCUUCAAGAUGAUAAUGAAUAAACUCGGAAGUAUUGGCGAAGAAAUAAAGUACAGUGAAAAACAGCGGGAACACCACCGACGUUCAAGUGCUGUUUCGUACCUCAAAGUGCCGAACUCGUUACAUAAAAUUGUCCAGUUCCGAGAGGUAAACGGGUUUCAAAAGACAUUCUUUCGAAACAAACAAGAUUGUAAUUUCAUUGUGCAAGUGCCAAAGUCAGAGGAGUGCCUUCUCGCUACUGUGCGAUUCAACGACGCGAAUGGACAUUUUAAAUUUACGUAUCGCUGAUUCGCGUUAUUUCACUCGAUUGUAAUUUCAUUUAAGUUAACUCGCUUGAGAUGAGCGGACGACUCUAGUCCUUCUCUAGUCAGAGAUUGUUACAAUAGUUUUAAUACAACAAAGGACUUGAUCGUACCUAUAACGAGGGUCGUAAAGAGGCAGUUUUAACGACAAAUUUAUCUAACACUUUCGCCUUAUUUUUGUAAUUACUGUGGUAUGGAGGACCAAACACGAGGUUAUGUUAUUUUUCAAUAACUCGAUAAUUCUCAAUUGUGCCUAACUUAUGCAUAAAAUCGAAAAUAUUAAGGUUUGUAGGAAAAAAAUAAAGAAGCCAGGUAAAGAACUGUAAAAUGGAGA
Fopius arisanus is the source of this 3186-nucleotide messenger RNA. RefSeq names its product shaking B (gene shakB). Gene Ontology annotation, cellular component: plasma membrane; gap junction. The transcript has 6 exons. NCBI's taxonomy places the organism in Eukaryota, Metazoa, Arthropoda, Insecta, Hymenoptera, Braconidae. Gene Ontology annotation, molecular function: gap junction channel activity. Bases 1380 to 2501 code for a protein of 373 amino acids. The record is from RefSeq and is a predicted model, not a curated record.